Messenger RNA from Papaver somniferum (opium poppy), 399 nucleotides. RefSeq lists its product as uncharacterized. NCBI's taxonomy places the organism in Eukaryota, Viridiplantae, Streptophyta, Magnoliopsida, Ranunculales, Papaveraceae. The transcript has a single exon. The record is from RefSeq and is a predicted model, not a curated record. Bases 1 to 399 code for a protein of 132 amino acids.
AUGGAUAAUUGUAAUCAGAUUUUAACACCAGUAGAAGAAAUACUGAAGUUGACAAAAGAUGGAUCAGGAGAGCUUGUGAAUUCAACAGAUUUUAAAGGUCUUUUUGGAUGUUUAAGAUAUUUGACUGCUACAAGACCUGAUAUCAUGUAUGGGGUUGGGUUGGUUAGUAGGUUUAUGGAAGCUCCUAGACAAUCACAUUUACAAGCUGCAAAACGUAUUCUGAAGUAUGUAAAAGGAACAACAAGCAUGGGAAUCUUCUAUACUGUUUUAGAAGAUCCAAAACUGGUUGGUUUUACUGAUAGUGAUUGGGCUGGAGAUACAGAAGGAAGAAUAAGUACAUCAGGUUAUGGAUUUCAGUUGGGAACUGGUUUUUUCUCUUGGUCAUCUAUGAAGCAAUAA